GACCAGAGCACCCGAAACAAAAAGAUCCUCCCAUCGCUAGCUCCCAUCGCAUCCUCCCAAAGCCCCAAACGCACGCACGCGCGCGCGCACCUGCAGCUGCCGCGUAGCCAGCCAAUCUCGCUCGCUUAAACAAAACCCACCCAAAUUUAAGCAAUCCCGACCCAAGAGGGAACCAGACGAUGGAUGGGAGAUUCUUUAAAUCUAUUUUAGUGCAAGAUUGAAGAUUCACAAAAACAGCCACAUAUUAGCUGUUGGUGCGUGCAUGCGCGCCGUUGGAAAUUCCGCUUCGCUUUGCCGCCGCGUCCGCCUCGUCGUCCCCUCCUCCUCGUCAAUCCAUCCAAUCCUCGUGGCCGUGCCCAGGGACCGCGCGGCGCCGGCGACGUGCGCGGGGAGAUGAGGUUAGGUGAAACGAGACCGUGGGCAUGAGGUGCAAGAAGCACCCGUACCAGGUCGGCGGCGGCGUCUGCGCCACGUGCCUCCGCGACCGCCUGCUGGCGCUUGCCGCGGCCCAGAACGGUGCGUCCUCGUCCCCGCCACCGCAGGCCCCUCCGGCGCCCGAGCCCGUGGCGUUCCCGAGGUCGGUGUCGCCGUACGUGUCCCGCAGGAAGUCCGACGCGUCGGGUGGCGCGCUCAGGCACCACCCGAGCCUGCUAUUCUUAAGGACGCCGCAGGUGGGCCCCGCCGCCGGCGUGCUCGUGGAGGGCGACAUAGGCUACGAGUACGAGAAGCGGCGCGCCGGCAAGUUCUCCGUGCUCGCCACGCUCUUCGGCCACCACCAUCACCACAGAUCAGAGGAGAAGGAGAAGGGAAGCUCCAAGGAGCAUAAGAAACGUUCUUGGCUCGCCGGGAUCAUGCCGCGCCGCCACAAGAAGCAGGCCCCGGCGGCCGCCUCGGCCUCUCCGCCGUCUCCCCCGCCGAGGCGAUCCUGCCGCGUCGUCAGCAACCGGGGUCUCUCGCCGGAGAGAGGCAGCCACGGCGGCAGCGGCGAGGAGAGCAGCUCGCCCGCGGAUCCCCCGUGGCGGCCGUUCCCUUCCCCGAUGCGGAGGACACCGUGCCGGCGCCGCCAGACGAACAGUAUGCCAUCGGGCUUCGCCGUCUGCCUCAGCCCGCUUGUGCGGCCCAGCCCGGGGCGCCGCCACCGCGCCGUCCAGCCGCCGGACCCCGGCACUUUCUCCUGCGAGCUCCGGCCGUCGCCGCUCCACAGCCUCUCCUCCGCCGCCUCCAUUACACGCUGCCGCUCCAAGAAGCUCGCCGACGGUGGUCGCUUCCGGUGAUCUUUUCCAUUUCUAUUUUCACCAUUUUUAUCCCAUGAUCAUCACCACCUAAUCCGGAUUACUAGUCCAUUUUUUAGCUUUUCUUUUCCUGGAUUUACAUUUUUUCUAUCUGUAAAGAAGAGUCUGUAAGAUUGGCAUACUCCAAAGUCCAAACUACUCCGUUGACAUACACUAUUGCUUAGGUUACUACUGCUUGUCAGCCCAACAGUUUGUGGCAUUGUAACGAGCUGUUCCUCAGUAUCGUGUACUACUAUUCAUGUUUGUACGGCUAGCUGUCUAAUCUUGAUUUGCAAAA
Messenger RNA from Phragmites australis (common reed), 1569 nucleotides. RefSeq lists its product as uncharacterized. The transcript has a single exon. NCBI's taxonomy places the organism in Eukaryota, Viridiplantae, Streptophyta, Magnoliopsida, Poales, Poaceae. Bases 423 to 1274 code for a protein of 283 amino acids. The record is from RefSeq and is a predicted model, not a curated record.